Molecule: messenger RNA, 660 nt
Organism: Chanos chanos (milkfish)
Lineage: Eukaryota; Metazoa; Chordata; Actinopteri; Gonorynchiformes; Chanidae
Gene: esm1
Product: endothelial cell-specific molecule 1
Exons: 3
Coding region: 79-612 (177 amino acids)
Cellular component (GO): extracellular region
Source: RefSeq, a predicted model, not a curated record
UAUUCUUCCCUGGACCAGCCAUAAGAACAGCAUCAGUCUACAGUCAUUUAUAAACAGCGUGAAACUGACUAUUUAGUGAUGUAUUUAUUUAUUCUGGCAGCCGUUUUUGUGUUCGUACAGACGGACGUUGAAGCUUGGAGCCCUAGUGUCAAGUAUGCAGUGAACUGCCCGGAGCGAUGUAACGUGGACUUGUGCGGUGGUACGCAACGCUGCAGGCGUACGGUCCUGGAUGACUGCGGAUGCUGCCAGGUUUGUACGGCUGGACGAGGGGAACACUGUUACCGGACCGUGUCCGGGAUGCAUGGGGUGAAGUGUGGACCGGGGCUCUUUUGUGACUUCUACAAAGAUGAAGACGACUACGGAGAUGAAUAUGGCAUUUGUAAAGAUUGUCCAUACGGGACGUAUGGUGUAGAAUGCAGGAAAACAUGCAAGUGUAAGUCAGGAGGAAUCUGUGACAGAGAAACAGGCGUUUGUCUCACUUUCAAAUUCUUCCCCAAAAUGGCCAGCAAACUUAUACCUCAGCCAAAUCAAGGUAAUGAGAUGGGCUCUGGGGACACUGGCAGUUCCAACAGGGAUGGAUCCACAGCUCCAAAAUGGCUGAACCCUCGCUGACACCUGUUCUCUACCACUUAGCGUAUUCAGUACAAAUGUAGCAUAGUA